CGUACGCUGUGUUUAUUAUUUUUUUUAUGAAUAAUAGUGUAUUCCUAAAGUUUACUAUAUUUUAGUGAUCAGUAAAAAUGUCACAUGAAAUGGAAGUGACUGUGGAAUCACCAGAAAAUAUUGAUGUUGAUCGAAGUGUGAAAUGUACCGAUACAAAUUAUUUUACCAGUGGAAUUACUGAUGUGCAGUGCACUAAUUUUAGCUUUCGAAACAAAUCUUCUAAUAAUGCUAGUUCGUUUAGAAUUGAGGCCAUAUUGGCCAGUGCUAGUGAUACCAAAAAUGAAUCCUCGAAUACAAUGAGCAAAGAUUUUAAACUGGAUGCUUUCUUAAAUGAUGAGUCACAUUCAGGACCUCUGUCAUCCGAUUCUUCCGGUUCUAGUCCCAGUAUAAGCCCUGGCUGUGAAAAUCAAGAACAUUACAAAGAUGAUUUGGAUACAAACGAUGCAGAAAGAGAUGUUAAUAGCUACCACGGAUUCCCUCCAUACUACAACCUAUCAAAUUCUGCCUUCAUGUUUUGUUCAAACAACAGUAUGUCCGGACGAAACGAUUCCGAGAUGAAAUAUCCCUUGGAAGAUAUUAGAGGCCAGUUAAACUUUCCGCAGUUACCUCAGCUGGAAUUCUUGAGGCAACCGUACUUGUAUUAUCCCAGGCUCACGGAAAUGGAGAUAUCAGGACAGCACACUGUAUACGGCAAGAAUCGACGACCUCGUACAGCAUUCACAUCUCAACAAUUGCUAGAAUUGGAGAAGCAAUUCAAAGUCAGCAAGUAUUUGUCAAGACCAAAGCGAUAUGAAGUUGCAAACAACUUGCUGCUAUCUGAAACACAGGUAAAAAUAUGGUUUCAAAACCGGAGGAUGAAAUGGAAAAGAUCUAAAAAGAUAAAUGAUUCAAAGAAGCUUGCUCACAAUACCACAUCUGUUUUAAACAACACACAAUAUACCGAAGUCAAAAAGAUCAAUCCCGAAAAUAUUAUCCAAUCUAAUGCUGAAAGCCCUCAAUCUAAUACUGAUCAUCCACAGACUAAUAGUAGCCUUACAAGUCAACCAAAACAAGCUGUUCCGACAAACUAUGUAAAGCACGAUAGAUGUACAAAUGGCAAUUCUAUAUUAGCUAAACAGUCUGUGCUUCGGUUAGACCAAGAAAAAUGCAAUGUAUUCAAACCAUACAUAACGUAAAACCGGA
Ochlerotatus camptorhynchus is the source of this 1182-nucleotide messenger RNA. Its product is annotated as homeobox protein Hox-C3a-like. Gene Ontology annotation, molecular function: DNA-binding transcription factor activity, RNA polymerase II-specific; sequence-specific double-stranded DNA binding. NCBI's taxonomy places the organism in Eukaryota, Metazoa, Arthropoda, Insecta, Diptera, Culicidae. The record is from RefSeq and is a predicted model, not a curated record. Bases 78 to 1175 code for a protein of 365 amino acids. Gene Ontology annotation, cellular component: nucleus. Gene Ontology annotation, biological process: neuron projection morphogenesis; regulation of DNA-templated transcription; central nervous system development. The transcript is spliced from 5 exons.